AUGGCAGAUCGCUCCCUGGCAGUGCUUGACAAGGAGCUGGCAGAGCGUGUCGCCCUGGUCUCCGGCUUUGAUGUGCGCUUGGUUCGAAUCAGCUCAAAGAUAGACCACUACCACGUUCUUCAGGGUCUCCAGGACUCUCAAGGCGAGACCUCGGAGUUCUACUGCUACCAGUGCUGGGGCGAGACGGGCACGCCCGGCAACAAGAAGCUCGAUGGCCCCUUCUCUGAAAGGGAGAUGCGGGAAGCUUUUGCCGGCGUCUUCGAGAAACGAACCGGAAGUGCAUGGGGAAGUUUGAAACCAGGAGAAAGGGUCGCUGAUGGAAAUUUCUGGUGGCAGCAGGUGAGUGCUGCGGAUGAGCAAGCCCUCUGGCAGUACUACGUGCACGACGGCGUGGAUGGCAAGAGACGUGGCUGGUAUCCGUACGAGGACGAUGCUUCUGCUUUGGUGGAAGAGAUGUUUGCGCAGCACGUGAGCAACGACCAGGAGAAGCGUACAGCCGUCAGGACGGUGUCUUCAGGAUAUUUCUCCUACAGAAUCGACUUGGAGGCCAUGACGCAGGAGAAUGCAAGGACCGGCAAAGUCCGUGCCAUCCGGCGGUUCACGAAGACCGCGACGGAGUCCACGAAGAAGCGUGCUGCCAAGCGGCCGCCAGCCGAUCGUAAGAAAGUGGCGAAGACGAUUCUUAAGACGAGGAGCCCGAAGUGCCUAAAGCCCAAGGCAAGGGAGCCCAGCAAGCCCAAGGCUGGCAAGCUUGCCAGGUCUGCCACGCCUGCCAAGCCUGCCAAACCUACGCCUGCAAAGGUCCCCAAGGCCCCAAAGGCCUCCAAGGGUCUCAAGGCCCUCAAAGCCAAGGCCAAGGUGGCAACAGGCAAAGAUGCCAAGGCCCAAGUCUUCCAGGGCAAGUUCACCCGGACUUCUACCGGCCUCAAGAAGAAAGACCUCAAGAAGAACAAGUAUGGAAAGGUGGUGAGCAAGAGACUUUCCGAAGCAGGCCGGAAGAACUUCGCGCGGGUUGCUUGCUGGAUUGCCGCCUGCCAGAAAGCACGGGAUGAGCUUGGCAUCACCGGCUUCGUUGCAAUCCGAAAGGACACGGAACUCUACAAGAAGGCGAAGGAGCUCUGUCCGCACGUGGAGCCACACGUCCUUGGGACGGCAAUGCGGUAG
This is a messenger RNA of Symbiodinium sp. CCMP2592, 1164 nucleotides long. The record is from the annotation of a GenBank genome assembly. Lineage: Eukaryota; Dinophyceae; Suessiales; Symbiodiniaceae.